CUCAAGUAUUCUGGUGAUGCUCGUUUCUGGUCCACUUAUCCCCCUUCACAUAAAGAGUAUCGCCCAAUUCCGAACGCUCCACCACCUAAUUCCCUGUAUCAUAUCCAUGGAGGUAUGGUCGCGAAGCUUGAGCUUAUGGAAGCUCUGGUCAUGUUCGUUUACUCCUCAUGGUGCAAAGAAUAUGGCCGCGGGGGCAUCUACACAGAUUCAUGGUUAACGAUGGAGGGAUUCAUCAAAUGGUGCAAGGCUAAGUGGAAACCAGAGGAGGGCAGCAGCGAUGGCGAGAAAGCAUUUUACGGAUUAAUACAUAUGUUCCAUGCGUUUAUACAUGCUCGAAUCGUGACUCAGAGCCAGCGUAAGCUGCGCUCCGAUCUCGAGCGAGUAACUGAAGCAACCUGUCAGGCUGUCAAUGCCGCUAUUUCUGAUGCACCAAGCCAUAGUUCUUCUUCACUAGGAGCCAAAUCACAAUCCACUCCUCCUAUGCUUCCAUCGCCUGCCAGUAUAGGAGCUGCCAAUAGCGCAAAUUCUACUCCGACUAACCGUGAUGGUACACCCAUCUCUUCUGAAAUCCGAUCUGCUUCGAUUUCAUCAUCCUCUGCCAUUAGCGCACCUUCACAGUCAUCCUCAUCACCCUCAGGCCCCUCAAUUCCCCUGCCGUUUCUUCCUCCGCAAUAUCGAACUGGGAUACCACCAUCCCAUAUCACCGCAGCUGCAAACACCGUUUCUGCUUCGUUUAAUCUCAAUCAGCUUGCAACUGUCAACGAAGUUUCCUAUUCACUAUCGGUGUCCAUUGCAGAGAUGCAAACCGCUCAAGUUCAUCUCAACUUCUCCAUAAUAGCACGGCACUUUCCACGAACGUUCGCUCGUAUGGUACACUCUACUCUCAAAUCCACGGAGGAACACGAGGUUGAUUUUGAGGAUGAUGACGGCGAGCUGUUCUGGCCUGGCCAGAGUAUUACAGGCGAUGGUCUCGGCUGGCUUUGUUAUAUGGGCGAGGCAAUGGUCCAAGAGUUUGGCAAGCAGUUUGACUACAAAGGGUUGAAGGGUGUGGUGCCAAAGCCG
Lentinula edodes (shiitake mushroom) is the source of this 1062-nucleotide messenger RNA. RefSeq lists its product as uncharacterized. The annotation marks the transcript as partial. NCBI's taxonomy places the organism in Eukaryota, Fungi, Basidiomycota, Agaricomycetes, Agaricales, Omphalotaceae. The transcript has 2 exons. The record is from RefSeq and is a predicted model, not a curated record.